AAGACGGGAGGAACAACUGACCCAGGUGAUAAUGCAGGGAGUCCGGCUGCCGGACCCGCGUGUUGGUUGAGAGAGUUUGCCCCCCCAAGAAUGAGGGGACGUCCGCUGGAACCAGGGCUGGGAUUAACCUUGGCCGCCAUGAUGCUGUUACUCUCUGUGGGUGGGAGCCAGGCUUCGGAGUUGUCCUUUCUGGAGGAACCCAGCGACGUGAUUGCUGUGCGUGGGAAACCGCUGCUCCUCAGCUGUCGGGUGGAGGGAGAGGAGCCGAUCUGGAUCAGCUGGAGGAGGGGCAGCCACCCCCUGCCACCGAGCCCCCGCCUCUCACUGCUGCCCAAUGGCUCCCUCCUCAUCACCAGCUUCCUGCGGAGGGAGAAUGAGUCAGACGCUGGCGAGUACGCCUGCUUGGCGCAGAACCGCUUCGGACGGCUGCUCAGCCGCAGGGCCAGGGUGCAAGUGGCAACUCUCUCCCGGUUUCUGACCCACCCACGGUCCAUGAGAGUCCAGCUGGGAGGAGUGGCUCGAUUCCAAUGUCAGAUCAACAGUGUUCCCAGAGCCACAAUCACCUGGGAACUCAAUCGAGUUCCCCUCAACAUGGAGGACAACAGGUACACCUUGUUGCCAAGUGGCGUGCUGCAGAUUACGAGGGUGGGGCGUCAGGACCUGGGGGACUACCGCUGCAUGGCAGCCAAUGCGGCCAACACCCGGGCCAGCCAGGAGGCACGGCUCAGCCUGGCGGGGUGGUCCCCACGGAUGGACGAGGAGCCCGAGAUCCUGUCGGGACCCCAGAACCUGACGCUCACCGUGCACCAGACGGCCAUUCUGGAGUGUAUUGCCACCGGCAACCCCCGGCCCAUCGUCUCCUGGAGCCGGCUCGAUGGGCGCUCCAUUGGCGUGGACGGGAUCGAGGUCCUUGGCACCGGAAACCUGAAGAUCUCCGAUGUGACGGUGUACCACUCCGGCGUCUACGUCUGCGCCGCUAACAAGCCCGGGACGCGUGUGCGCCGUACGGCCCAGGGGCGCCUGGUUGUACAAGCACCCCCGGAGUUUGUGCAGUGGCCGCAGUCGAUGAGGAAGCGGACGGGCAGUACAGCCGUCUUCACCUGCGUGGCACAGGGGGUCCCGGAACCGCACCUCGUCUGGCUGAAGAACGGUCGUGUGCUCUCGGCUCCCAGCGACAACAUCAACCUGACCCACGGCAACAGCACCCUGAUCAUAAACCGCGUGAGGGCAUCGGACGAGGCCAUCUACCAGUGCGUGGCCCAGAACAGCGCGGGCACCAACCAGGCCAGUGCCCGGCUGGCAGUCACCUUGUCCCAGCAGCUGCCCGCCCCCCCGGCGGAGCCCCGGGCCGAGACCCUCUCCUCCACCGCCAUCCGCCUCUCCUGGAGCGAGCCCUCGCACUUCGUCACCGAGGAGAUCAUCGGCUACGUCCUCCACAUCCGGCCCGCAGCAGAGGAGUCCGGGAAGGAACUGCAGGAAGCAGUCAGUAAGACCACGUUCGAGCACGUCUUCACUAACUUGCGGCCCGGCACCGAGUACUCCAUGUAUGUGCAGGCCUACUCCCCCGUGGGGGCCAGCGACCGCUCCCAGCUCGUCACCGCCAUCACGGGGGGCGAAGUUCCAGAUGUGAUGUUCUUCGCCCAGGUGUUGAACUCCACGGCCGUGCAGGUGUUUUGGGAGCCUCCGCACCGGCCCGGGCUAGUCCAGGGCUACAAGCUCUUCCACCGGCAGCUGCCAAGCCCUCGGGUGCAGGGACCCGUCCUGCUUCCCAGCACAGCUACCACCUACAUCUUCCACCACCUGGAACCCGCGACCUUGUACGAGAUCAAAAUGCAGGCGUUUAACCAACAUGGCAAUGGCAACAGUACCGUCCGUUUUGUAUCCCUCAGGGAGAGCGCGGAGAAGCCAGCGCCGUCGGACCCCGGCUGUGACUGCCGGAAGCCUCAGGAAGCCUCGCUGAGUGGGAUCGUGGUUGGAAUUCACAUCGGGAUUGCCUGCAUCAUCUUCUGCAUCCUAUUCCUGUUGCUGGGAUAUCGGAGGAGGCUGUUUGAUUGUCGUGGCUUCAAAGAGAGCUGGUCAAUACCCCAGUCACGGUACAGCACAGCCAUAGACGGGGAGAAUGGCAACCUGGAGCCUGAGGGGAAAGAGGACCGGGCAUUGGAGCUGACAGAACUGAAGGGGGACCCAGGGAGCCCGGUUCACCCCGAGCAAAGAGCCUGAGGGCGUCAGACCGCAGAGAGAGACCGGCGCCUCCGCCCUCACCUCGAACCAAAGGACCGACACUGCACCCG
Messenger RNA from Mobula hypostoma (lesser devil ray), 2291 nucleotides. Its product is annotated as immunoglobulin superfamily DCC subclass member 3. The record is from RefSeq and is a predicted model, not a curated record. The transcript has 14 exons. Bases 91 to 2220 code for a protein of 709 amino acids. Lineage: Eukaryota; Metazoa; Chordata; Chondrichthyes; Myliobatiformes; Myliobatidae. Gene Ontology annotation, molecular function: protein binding. Gene Ontology annotation, biological process: cell-cell adhesion.